AUGAAACUGACGCGUGUGGCAUAUAUCUCGGCCCCUUUUGGCCCGAUGGUCGAAAAAUAUGGCGAGGCGGCUGCCUGGGAGAGACUGGACCGUAUUCCUGAUAUUCAUCUAGGUAAGCCUGCGGACGCUAGUCAGAUACCCUUGAAUGAGAGCCUGUACCUGAGUGUUACUGAUCCUAAGUUCUACGACGGCUCCUCCAACCCUCCCAGCGACAGACCCCCGGUCACAUACACGGAGAACCAUAAG
This is a messenger RNA of Sphaeroforma arctica JP610, 246 nucleotides long. RefSeq lists its product as hypothetical. The transcript has 2 exons. NCBI's taxonomy places the organism in Eukaryota, Ichthyosporea, Ichthyophonida. The annotation marks the transcript as partial. The record is from RefSeq and is a predicted model, not a curated record.